Molecule: messenger RNA, 4872 nt
Organism: Juglans regia (Persian walnut)
Lineage: Eukaryota; Viridiplantae; Streptophyta; Magnoliopsida; Fagales; Juglandaceae
Product: ABC transporter D family member 1-like
Exons: 25
Coding region: 372-4481 (1369 amino acids)
Biological process (GO): very long-chain fatty acid catabolic process; fatty acid beta-oxidation; long-chain fatty acid import into peroxisome
Cellular component (GO): peroxisomal membrane
Molecular function (GO): ATP hydrolysis activity; ATP binding; long-chain fatty acid transmembrane transporter activity
Source: RefSeq, a predicted model, not a curated record
UAAACUCGUACAACUCGCUCUCUUUUUCUCUCUCUUCCUCUGCUCUUCGAUUCGGAGUUUGGUUCUUCUUCGGCCAUUCAUACGGUUAACUUGGAUUUAAAAAUACUAGGGUUCUAGAUCGUCCCUUCCGUGGAAGAUCUUUGUAUCCGCCUGAUUCAUUGUCUUAGACGCUGGGUUUAGACUGGCAGAUGGGAGUGAGACAGAAGAUAAGGAGCUCCAUUUCUUAUGGCUGCGUUUCUGUUUCUUGCUAAUUAUGAGAUGAUCAUAUCUGAAUUACUUUUAAUAUUUUCAAGAAGUUUUGGCUCCUGGAGAUUAGAGGAAGCUAUCACAGCUGCUGAUAUUUGUUGAUAAGGGAAGGUUGAUCUUCAGCCAUGCCUUCUCUUCAACUUUUGCAAUUAACUGAGCAUGGUAGAGGUUUUGUGGCUUCGAGAAGGAAAACUCUACUUCUUGCCACUGGUAUCCUAGCUGCUGGAGGAACUGCUGCAUAUGUUCAAUCAAGGUUUAGCUGUAGAAAGCCCAAUUCUUUUAGUCAUUAUAAUGGGCUUAAUGAUGCUAAACAAAAAUCAGAGAAGGUGCCUAGGGAUGACAAUAAUGUAAAGAAAACGAAACGAAAGAAAGGAGGAUUGAAGUCAAUUCAAGUCCUUGCUGGAGUCCUACUGUUUGAGAUGGGAAAAAUGGGUACGAGGGACCUCUUAGCUUUACUGGCCAUGGUGGUGUUGCGAACUGCUUUAGGAAACAGGCUGGCAAAAGUGCAGGGAUUUUUAUUCCGCGCUGCUUUUCUUCGACGUGUACCAUUAUUUUUCCGGUUGAUUUCUGAAAAUAUUAUAUUAUGUUUUCUUCUUUCAGCCAUGCAUUCGACCUCAAAUUACAUUACAGGGACCCUUAGUUUGCGGUUCAGAAAGAUAUUGACGAGACUUAUCCAUGCUCAUUAUUUUGAGAAUAUGGCUUAUUACAAAAUAUCACAUGUUGAUGGACGGAUAAAUAAUCCUGAACAACGAAUUGCAAGUGAUGUACCAAGGUUCUGUUCAGAGUUGAGUGAGCUUGUACAGGAUGAUCUAACCGCAGUGACUGAUGGUCUGCUCUAUACUUGGCGUCUAUGUUCUUAUGCCAGCCCCAAAUAUGUCUUCUGGAUUUUGGCCUACGUAGCAGGAGCAGGGGCCAUGAUUAGAAACUUUUCUCCUGCUUUUGGGAAACUUAUGUCUGAAGAACAACAAUUGGAAGGAGACUAUCGACAACUCCAUUCACGAUUAAGGACACAUGCAGAAAGUAUAGCAUUUUAUGGCGGAGAAAGGAGAGAAGAAUCUCAUAUUCAGCAGAAGUUUAAAACCCUGAUUAGGCACAUGAGUGUUGUCCUUCAUGAUCAUUGGUGGUUUGGCAUGAUUCAGGAUUUCUUACUAAAGUAUCUUGGUGCUACAGUUGCCGUUAUCUUAAUCAUUGAGCCCUUCUUUUCUGGCCAUCUGCGACCUGACACUUCAACCAUUGGUCGUGCAGAGAUGUUGAGCAAUUUAAGAUACCAUACGAGUGUUAUAAUUUCACUAUUUCAGUCUCUUGGGACUCUUUCUAUUAGUUCAAGACGACUUAAUCGUCUCAGUGGUUAUGCUGACCGCAUUCAUGAGUUAAUCAUCACAUCAAGAGAGCUAAGUAUGGUUAAUGAUAAAUCUUCUCCGCAGAGAGAUGGGAGCUCUAAUUACAUUAGUGAAGCUAAUUACAUUGAGUUUGCUGGUGUCAAGGUUGUUACCCCCUCUGGUAAUGUCUUGGUGGAUGAUUUGUCUCUUAGGGUUGAAUCAGGAUCUAAUCUUUUGAUUACAGGUCCCAAUGGUAGUGGAAAGAGCUCACUUUUUCGAGUUUUAGGAGGCCUCUGGCCUCUGGUAUCUGGCCACAUUGCGAAACCUGGGGUUGGUUCUGAUCUUAAUAAGGAGAUUUUCUAUGUGCCACAACGACCAUACACUGCUGUAGGAACACUUAGGGAUCAGUUAAUUUAUCCUCAUACUGUAGAUCAAGAGGUUGAGCCUCUCACUCCUAGUGAAAUGGUGGAGCUAUUGAAAAAUGUUGACCUUGAGUACCUGUUAGAGCGUUACCCACCUGAAAAAGAGAUUAACUGGGGAGAUGAACUAUCUCUGGGCGAGCAACAAAGAUUGGGGAUGGCCAGACUGUUCUACCAUAAGCCUAAAUUUGCAAUUCUUGAUGAGUGCACGAGUGCAGUCACAACUGAUAUGGAGGAACGCUUUUGCGCGAAAGUCCGAGCAAUGGGAACAUCAUGCAUAACUAUAUCACAUCGACCAGCACUAGUUGCAUUUCAUGACGUGGUGUUGUCUUUGGAUGGUGAAGGAGGCUGGAGUGUUCAUUUUAAAAUAGAAGAUUCUCCUGUCCUUAGCGAAGCAGAUAUAACUAUGGUGAAGAGUCCUGACACAGAACGCCAGAGUGGUGCAAUGGCUGUACAACGAGCAUUUGCGACAGCUGGAAAGGUUAAAAUUUUAAAUUUCAGUUGUUGUCAUGGCUGUCUUCUUUUAUACCAUUGUACUUUAUACAACCCUUCAAUUCUUUGUGUCCAGAAUUCUACUCGCUCAAGUUCCAAAGCACAAUCAUACAUAACUGAGGUGAUAGCAGUGUCUCCUCCUGUGAAUGAAACAGUUCCAUUGGCAGUGUUUCCACAAAUCCAAAUGACUCCAAGGUUAUUGUCAUUGAGAGUAGCUGCCAUGUUCAAAAUACUGGUACCAACAUUACUUGAUAGACAAGGAGCACAAUUCCUUGCGGUUGCUCUUCUCGUUGUAUCAAGAACAUGGAUCUCUGAUCGAAUUGCCUCACUGAAUGGAACCACCGUGAAGUUUGUUUUGGAGCAGGAUAAGGCAUCCUUUAUUCGGCUAAUUGGUGUUAGUGUUCUUCAAAGUGCUGCUUCUUCUUUCGUUGCACCUUCUUUAAGGCACUUGAAAGCCAGGCUGGCCCUUGGGUGGAGGAUCCGUUUGACUCAACAUUUACUGAAGAACUAUUUGAGAAAUAAUGCAUUUUAUAAGGUCUUUCAAAUGUCAAGCAAAAAUAUUGAUGCAGAUCAGAGAAUAACUCAUGAUCUGGAAAAGUUGACCACUGAUUUGUCGGGACUGGUUACUGGAAUGGUAAAGCCAUCUGUGGACAUUCUCUGGUUCACGUGGAGAAUGAAGCUGUUAACAGGUCAGAGGGGAGUUGCCAUAUUGUAUGCCUAUAUGUUACUGGGUCUGGGUUUUCUAAGAACUGUUGCUCCUGACUUCGGUGAUCUGGCAAGUAAAGAACAACAACUUGAAGGAACCUUUAGGUUCAUGCAUGAAAGACUGCGCACUCAUGCUGAAUCUGUUGCUUUCUUUGGGGGUGGUGCUCGAGAAAAAGCUAUGAUUGAGUCGAGAUUCAGGGAGCUUCUCAAUCACUCCAUGUCACUUUUGAAAAAGAAAUGGCUGUUUGGCAUGCUUGAUGAUUUUACCACAAAGCAACUCCCACAUAAUGUGACUUGGGGGUUGAGCUUGUUAUAUGCCAUGGAACACAAGGGUGACCGAGCGUUGGUUUCUACUCAGGGUGAGCUGGCACAUGCAUUGCGGUUCUUAGCUUCUGUUGUAUCUCAAAGCUUUUUAGCUUUUGGUGACAUUCUUGAAUUGCAUAAAAAAUUCCUUGAGCUCUCUGGUGGCAUUAACCGAAUUUUUGAGCUUGAAGAGCUUCUACAUGCUGCACAGUCUGCGGACUCUAUGUCUGAUAUCAAGUCACCAUUAGACAGGAGAGAUCAUUACUCUGAAGACAGCAUUUCCUUCUUUGAAGUGGAUACCAUUACCCCAGCACAGAAAAUGUUGGCUAGGCAGUUGACAUGUGACAUAGUACCAGGGAAAAGCCUGCUUGUUACUGGUCCAAAUGGGAGUGGGAAAAGUUCAGUCUUCAGAGUCCUUAGAGGUCUAUGGCCUGUUGUAAGCGGAAGACUCACUAAACCAUCCCAAGGUAUCGAUGAAGUGGCCGGAUCUGGCUGUGGUGUUUUCUAUGUUCCUCAGCGACCUUACACAUGCUUAGGAACCCUGAGGGAUCAAAUUAUAUAUCCUCUCUCCUAUGAGGAGGCGGAAUUGAGGGCAUUAAAGUUGUAUGGAAAAGGUCAAAACACUCCUGACACCAAGAUUGUACUGGAUUCAUGCUUGAAAACUAUUUUGGAGAAUGUUCGAUUAAAUUAUCUUUUGGAUAGAGAUGAAGGUGGUUGGGAUGCUAGUCUAAAUUGGGAAGAUACUCUUUCUCUUGGAGAACAGCAGAGAUUGGGCAUGGCACGCUUAUUCUUUCACAAGCCUAAAUUUGGCAUCCUUGAUGAGUGCACCAACGCAACCAGUGUUGAUGUCGAAGAACACCUUUAUAGGCUUGCAACAAAUUUGGGCAUCACAGUUGUUACCUCCUCACAACGUCCGGCCCUAAUACCAUUCCAUUCCAUGGAAUUACGGCUAAUUGAUGGUGAGGGCAACUGGGAACUUCGUUUGAUCAAGCGAUGAAUUCCAACUCUGCUAGCAUCUGCAGUCGUGACUUCCUUUUUUUGGCUGUUCUAUUCUUACAAAAUGCAGUGGGAACAAGACAACGUUGGCUUUGCCAAUCAAAGGUAUUGAUAUUUUCUGGUACUACUGCCAAUUAUUGUGCGCUAUACAUGAUCUUGCAUUUCUUUUGGGAGGGUGGGGGGCAAAGCAGAAGAUAGUCAGAUCAAUCCAAAUUGCAGAAACUGUUAGUAGACAGUGGCAUUAAGAAUCUGUACAGUUUUUUUUUUUUCCUUCUCUUUCUUCCUUUACCCUUUCUGUUAACCAUAUGUUGUAAGAAAUCGAAAUCUGUCAUAUUGAUUAGCCCCCAUUAAUAAAAUUUCACAAGAAAAGGUCAUUACUUGUUAGCAUCUUA